GUGAUGACACCAGCUCACCCCAAGAAUAGUUAAGGUCCUGGUGAGAGAGCUUCAUUUGCUCUCAGAGCAGGACAUGACUGGAGUCUCACAGAGGACACAAUAGAACAUGGGUUUGCUGUUGAUGAUGAUGAGCUGUGUGACGUCUCUUUCUGUGGUGAUUCUGCUCACAAUUCAAGGUGUGUGUGGUGAGGAGUGGAGCGUCACGUACAAGUCUGAGAGCACCUGUGCUUUUGUGGGGUCUUCAGUGGACCUGUCCUGCUCUUACACCUACCCCAGUGGCCUGACCAUCACAGAAGUUUACUGGACAAAACACAACUAUAAGGAUCCUCCUCCUCUUCGUGAUGACCCAGAGUACAGGAACAGAAUCAGUGUGGGCUGUGAACAGGGAACUACAAGAUGUAAUUUACAUAUAAAAUCAUUGACUACAUCAGAUAUUGGUGAGUAUUACUUCAAGAUAACAACAUCCAGAAGUGGCCAGAAGUGGAUUGGAACACCAGGGAUUUAUCUGGAUGUUAAAGACGCCCCACAGACAUCAGUGUCCAUCAGUCCCCCUGGUGACAUACAGGAAGGCACAGACGUGACUCUGACCUGCACCAGCACAUCUGAUCUACCAGUGAGGAGCUACAGCUGGUACAAGAGUUAUAAUCGUAUAGCCAUGGGGAGUGGAAAAACAUACACCAUCAAACACAUCAGACCUGAAGACAGUGGACAAUAUCAAUGUUGGUCAGAGUACGAAUGUAGCUUCCGGUACUCAUCUACUGUGCAACUCCAUGUUUCAUGUGAGUAGCCUUUAUGACACUUUUGGAAAAUCAGCCACAUUUUGUAACAGGUGACUUGAGAUAUUAUGGACUAAAUGUUUGUAUUAUUAUUAAGUCCUAUUCUUUUGAUUAGUACAUUUAAGUUUCAAGAAAUGAUUGGGGUCGGACUUUGCUUUUGGCAUAGUGAUCUUAGUAAUUACUCUGUUUUCUGCUUAGACCGUCCAAAGAAUACAGUGGUUGUGAUUGAGCCUCGUGGGCAGAUAACUGAGGGAAGCAGAGUGACUCUGACCUGCCGCACUGAUGCCAACCCACCAGCAUAUUACUACAGAUGGUACAAGAACGGGAGGUACACACAUCUGAGCAACAGUGAGACGUUAUCCUUCAGUCCUGUCCGCUAUGAGGAAAGAGGAGAGUACAGCUGUCAGGCCACUAACACUUAUGGUUCCACCGCCUCUCCAUUUACAUCACUGCGUG
This is a messenger RNA of Clupea harengus (Atlantic herring), 1232 nucleotides long. RefSeq names its product sialoadhesin-like. Gene Ontology annotation, cellular component: membrane. The record is from RefSeq and is a predicted model, not a curated record. The transcript is spliced from 4 exons. Gene Ontology annotation, biological process: cell-cell adhesion. NCBI's taxonomy places the organism in Eukaryota, Metazoa, Chordata, Actinopteri, Clupeiformes, Clupeidae. The coding region runs from base 107 to 787 and encodes 226 amino acids.